CCCGCCGCGGGGUGACCCCGGCCCCGCCUGGCCCCGAGCCCGACCGCAAAUAUUUGCUCGGGGCCGUCCCGGAGCUCGAGCGGCCCGGGGACGCGGGGCCGCCGCCAUGCAGCCCGUGCUGGGGGUCCUGCUCGCCCUGGCCGCGGCUCUGGGCUCAGGCCACCGCUCGCCCCUCAAUGACUUCCAGCGCCUGCGAGCCACCGAGCUGCUGGCAGUGGCUGUGGACUCACUGCCAGCGCUGCCGGAGCAGGGCACUGCGGAGCAGUGUGCCCAGCGCUGUGCCACCAGCCUGGCUUGCCGGUCCUGCUGGCCCUGGCUUCACACGGUGACAUGCCAGAGUCCCGCUGUGCCUCCCAGGGCUUUCCACCAUGACCAGCAGAGCCAGUUGUGCCAGCUGCUGCCCUGGACCCAGCACUCACCCCGCAUCCAGCUGCAGAAGAACAUCCGCUAUGACCUGUACCAGAAGAAAGACUACCUGCGGGACUGCAUCGUGGGCGAUGGCUCCGGCUACCGCGGCACACGGGCCACCACGGAGAAGGGGCUGCGCUGCCAGCACUGGCAAGCCACAACACCACAUGAUCACAGGUUUCUGCCAUCCCCUCGCAAUGGGCUGGAGGAGAAUUACUGCCGAAACCCUGACCGGGACAAGCGGGGCCCGUGGUGUUACACCGUUGAUCCCAAUGUCCGGCACCAGAGCUGCGGCAUAAAGAAGUGUGAGGAUGCUGUCUGCAUGACCUGCAAUGGGGAGGAUUACCGUGGCACCGUGGACCACACCGAAUCAGGGACAGAGUGCCAGCGCUGGGACCUGCAGCACCCACACAAACACCCCUACCAGCCCAACAAGUACCCUGACAAGGGGCUAGAUGACAACUACUGCCGCAACCCUGACAGCUCCGAGCGGCCCUGGUGCUACACCACCGACCCCGAGCGGGAGCGCGAAUACUGCCGCAUCCGCAUCUGCACAGAAAAACGCCCACGGCCUGUCAAUGUCACCAAUGGCUGCUUCAGGGGCAAGGGUGAAGGCUACCGUGGCCAAGUGAACGUUACCGUGUCGGGGAUCCCCUGCCAGCGCUGGGACUCCCAGGUGCCCCAUAAGCACCACUUCGUGCCCGAGAAGUACCCGUGCAAGGACCUGCAGGAGAACUACUGCCGCAACCCCGAUGGAUCAGAGGCACCCUGGUGCUUCACCUCCCGCUCCACUGUCCGCAUCGCCUUCUGCUUCCACAUCCGCCGCUGCCCUGAUGAGCAGGAUGCCCAAGAGUGCUACCAUGGCCACGGCAAGCAUUACCACGGCCACGUCAGCAAGACCCGCAAGGGAAUCACCUGCCAGCCCUGGGCGGCCCAGACACCCCAUGUGCCCCAGAUCUCACCUGCCACCCACCCUGAGGCCCACCUGGAGGAGAACUACUGCCGCAACCCCGAUGACGACAGCCAUGGCCCCUGGUGCUACACCAUGGACCCCCGUACCCCCUUUGACUAUUGUGCCAUCAAGCCCUGUUCUGGCAGCACGGUGCCCUCCAUCAUGGAGAAUACAGACACAGUGACAUUUGAGCAGUGUGGCCAGCGGGAGGAGAGGCUGCAGCAGAAGGGGCGCAUCGUUGGUGGCCAGCCUGGCAACUCGCCCUGGACUGUCAGCAUCCGCAACCGGGCUGGUGUGCACUUCUGCGGGGGAUCCCUGGUGAAGGAGCAGUGGGUGAUCAGCACACGCCAGUGCUUCUUCUCCUGCGAUGCCGACCUGACGGGCUAUGAGGUGCAGCUGGGGACACUCUUCAAGGACCCUGGCCCUGGGGACCCUGACCAGCAGACCAUCCCCAUUGUGCGGAUUGUCUGCGGCCCCUCUGAGUCCCAGCUGGUGAUGCUGAAGCUAGCAAGGCCAGCCGCUCUGACCAGGCGUGUGGCCCUCAUCUGCCUGCCCCCCGAGCGCUAUGUUGUGCCUGCGGGCACUGUCUGCGAGAUCGCCGGCUGGGGGGAAACCAGAGGCACGGCGGACGGCAGCGUGCUGAACGUGGCACGGCUGCCGGUGCUGGCCCACAGCGAGUGCAACAGGGCACUGCGGGGGCGCCUGAAGGAGAGCGAGCUGUGCACCGCCCCGCUGCGUGCUGGUGUGGGAGCCUGCGAGGGCGAUUACGGCGGACCACUGGCUUGCCUCACCGCUGACUGCUGGGUGCUGGAGGGGGUGAUCACCCCUUCCCGUGUGUGUGCCCGCACUGACCUGCCCGCCCUCUUCAUCCGUGUUUCCCUCUAUGUUGACUGGAUCUACAAGGUGAUGAAGAUGGGUUGAGCUGGCAUUCCAGCCUGGCAUAGCUGCCACUGCACAAUAAAGGCACAGCCUUGGCCACAGGAGUCGA
Camarhynchus parvulus is the source of this 2348-nucleotide messenger RNA. It is a transcript of the gene MST1, whose product is annotated as macrophage stimulating 1. The transcript has 18 exons. The record is from RefSeq and is a predicted model, not a curated record. The coding region runs from base 107 to 2281 and encodes 724 amino acids. Lineage: Eukaryota; Metazoa; Chordata; Aves; Passeriformes; Thraupidae. Gene Ontology annotation, biological process: proteolysis; regulation of receptor signaling pathway via JAK-STAT. Gene Ontology annotation, molecular function: receptor tyrosine kinase binding; serine-type endopeptidase activity.